UCAUAUAUAUUAAACUUUUUGGCUAUCUAUUUGAACAGUUUGUCUGCUCUCGAUUUCUUCGUGUUUGGAUCCUUCUUUUAAUUUUCUUUUGUUAAGUUCUGUGAAUUUCUCUCCAAAAAAGGAAAAAAAAAAACCACAGAGAGAGAGAGAGAGAGAGAGAGAGAGAGAGAGAUCCAUAUUGGAGACGCCUCUUCAACCAUCGAAGUUUGUUUAGUGUGCUGUUCUUAGUCUUGUUUGAUUAAAAAAGGAAAAAGAAAAUCAAGGAGGAGGCUUUCCCAUCUGCGUGAGAGAUGGCAGAGGUUGGUGCCACCAGAGCUGCAGCAGCAAGAUGUACUGAAAUAUUGAUAGAUAUAGUAAUGAAGGAACUUCCAUAUUUGUGUUGUUACAAGAGUUAUGCUAUUAACUUUGAACGGAAAAAAGAAGAAUUGUCGGCUGCAGUGGAGAGCUUGGGCAUAAAGCUAGAAGAAGCUAAAACAAGAAACGAGACUCAAAUUGACCCUAUAAUUAAGCAAUGGGUUCAAAGAGCUGAAAGCCUUAUUGGAAAAAAAACAAGACCAAAGAAAUGGUUUGGUUUAUGUACGAACUAUUUUUCGCAACAUUCGCAGGCCAAGGAAUUGGAAAGAAUGACGCAAGAGAUUCCAAUGAUGAUGGAGAAAGCUGAGAACUUCUCUCAAGUGGCACAUUCAGUUGGGCAUCCAGGCAUGCAAUUUUAUUCACAAGAGUUGUUUAUACAUUUUGAGAGUAGAAAGUCAAUAUUUAGACAACUUAAGGAGGAACUGGAAGAUGACAGUAAGUAUAGGAUUGGGUUGCAAGCAAUGGGAGGUUCAGGAAAAACCACCAUGGCAAAAGCAGUUGGGAAAGAACUUGAAACUUCAAAGGCAUUUAAUAAAGUUAUCUUCAUUAAAGUUCCCAACCCUCUUGAUAAGAAAAAGAUACAAGAUGAAAUUGCAAAGAAGUUGGGUUUGCAGUUAGAGGAUGAAAAGAGUUUAACACAUGCUGAACAAAUAUGGAACAGAAUUGAUAAUGCUGGAAAUAUACUUAUAAUACUUGAUGAUGUCUGGAAAGAGCUCAACCUUGAGAACAUCGGGAUUCACCAUGGCAUCCAUAGCAAAGGCCGCUGUUGUAUUUUGCUAACCACACGUUAUGAGAUGGUUUGUACGAGCAUGAGAUGCCAACAUAUGAUUCAACUGAAGGUCUUACCUGAGGAAGAUGCUCUGGAUCUUUUCCUAUUUCACGCUAGUGAAAAUGGGAAUGAUUGUCCUAAUAGAAUGAAGGUGGUGGCAUCAAAAAUUGUGAACGAGUGUGGAAGGUUACCAGUUAUAGUUGUAGCAGUAGCAAAAACUAUAAGAAACUGGUAUUCAAAUGAAUGGGAGGUUGCUUUUGCAGCAAUGGAAAAAGAUGCACGCUUUAGACAUGAGAUUGCUGAUGAAGAAGCAAAAAAGUUUUAUAAUUCUCUGAGAAUAAGCUUCAAGUGUCUAGAUAAAAGAGUCCAAGAUUUCUUCCUGCUGUGUUCUAUAUUUCCAAGAGCUUAUGAAAUACCAGUAGAGCUUUUAAGUAGAAUUGCUAUAGGUUUGGGGCUUUGUGGAGAUGUUGACAACUUCUGUACAGCAAGAAGUCAAUUUCUUCCUAUUAAAAACACGCUUGUAAGUUCUGCUUUGCUGUUGACUGCUGGAGAAGGAUGUGUAAAGAUGCAUGAUGUCAUUCGCGAUGUAGCCCAACAUAUAGCAAAUGAAAAGAUUCAAGUGAUCGCUAAUUCAGAGACAAAAUUAAAGGAGAAUACUAAAUAUUCAUGCUGGAUCACAAAUGACUUUUCCAAUCAUUUUGAGGGUAGCAGUCUUGAGGCUCUUCUAGUAUGGGUAAAUGCAAAUGGUUCUUUGAAUGUUCCAAAUGAAUUCUUUGGAGGUAUCAAGCAUCUUAGAGUUUUGCUUUUGUAUUCUAAGAUUGAGUUUGAGAGAACUUUAGCUCUGUCACUGCCAAAAUCAAUUGAAUCACUAGAAAAUAUCCAAACACUGUCCCUCACAAAUUGGAAUUUAGGUGAUAUAUCUAUUUGGAGAAAUCUAAAAAAACUCCGAACUCUUGAACUGACUAACUGUUCAAUUAUUGAAUUGCCUAAUGAUAUUAGCCAACUGGAGAAAUUAAGACUGUUAGCCUUGGUAUGUUGUUCAAUCAAAAAGAUGAAUCCAUUUGAAGUGGUUGGAAGAUGCUCAAAACUAGAAGAAUUGUAUUAUGUUUCAAAUGACGACACUCUUAACAUUAAUGCAAAGCCUUCUAAAAUUUCGGUUCUUCAAGAAUUUGGAACGUACUAUAUAGAGGGCCGCUCCUCUAUGCGUUCUUUUCAAUUGGAUGCUUCAACGAAAAGGUAUUUCAAUUCAACCAAGUUAAGAGGGAUCUUGUCUGAAAACACAGUUAAAUCCCUAGCAGCAAGAGCAGAGAUUCUCGAGCUAACAGAAUGUAAUGAAAUAAAAUGGACAAAUCUGAUUCCUGAUAUGGUACAGAUAGAAGAUGGAGGUAUGAAUGACUUAAUUAGGCUUUGUUUGAGAUCUUGGCCUGCAAUACAAUGCCUAAUCUGUACAAAUGGCAUUCAAUCUGAUGCAACUAUCUUCUCCAAUUUAGUCGAGCUUCAACUUCAUGAUAUGCAUGUGAGGGAAUUAUGUCGUGGGGAUUAUCCUAAUGGCUUUCUCAUGCAACUAGAGAAGCUAGACUUAAGUCAUUGUGUUGAACUAGAUGACACAUUAUUCAAGGGUAAGCUAGAGCUGAGUAAUCUCAAGUCCAUACAAAUAGUGGAUUGUUCAAUGACAUGCCUUUUCCAUCCAUCCGCAGCUCAGAGUCUAAACCAAUUAGAAAAUUUGUACAUAAAAAGAUGUUCGAUGCUGGAACAAAUAAUAAGUGAUGAUGAGAGAUUAGAAGAGAAGAAAGUGAAUGAUCAUCAUGUUCUUAAUCAAAAGAUUCAUGACACAGUGCUCCCAAAGUUGAAGUUUCUCAAGGUUCAAGAUUGUCCGGAAGUAGAAUUUAUCUUGCCAAUUUGUUCUUGUAAAUUGCUGGAAAGUGUGAAAAUCAAUGGGUGUGAUAAGCUGAGAUACAUAUUUGAGCAAGGUCUAAAGGAGGGAGGUUUGUAUCAAAUGGGAAAUGAAAUCAUAAUCCCUUUACUAAUAGAAAUAGAAAUUGUGAACGUACCAAAAUUAAUCAACAUAUAUCCAGAAUAUCAUCUCUCGAAGCCUUCCCAAUUGCAAAAAUCAUGGAGUCCUCUCUGCUGCUUGUCAAAAUCAAGUGCCUCAAGUAAAGAUGACCCAUCUUUUUCCAAGGCCACACGACUGGACCAUACUCAGGCACUAAAGGAGAAAUAUCUUCUCAACAAAGCCCAUGGGCUUUUUACAUCACUGUUGUACCCAUACAAAAAUUUGAGAAUGAUGAGGUUAGAAGGAUUUCCUGAGUUAAGAUCAUUGUUUACCCUAUCCGUUGCCUCAUCCUUGAAAUUGUUGAAAAAAUUGGAAGUUAAGGAGUGCGAUGCGCUGGAGCAUAUAGUAAUAGAUGAGAGGCAUUAUGGUCAUGAUCACACAACUGUCAACUCUAUCUUCCCGAAGUUACAACAAGUUCAUGUUUGGCGUUGUAGCCAUUUGGAAUCUAUAUUUCCAGCUUUUUAUUCAAAUGACUUUAUGGAUUUGGAAUAUGUGAAUAUCAGGAUGGUUGAAAAGCUGAAACAUGUAUUUGGAAAAUGUCAUAUUGAUCAAAAACGUAAUGACCGGAUUGAACUUAAUCUCCCAGCUCUGAAACAACUGUACCUUGUUGAUGUACCAAAUAUGGUUAGUAUUUGUGCUGAAAACUAUCAUGUGAAGGCAUUAUCUCUGCAAGUUAUUAGUUUGGAAAAAUGUCUGCAACUUCAUUCAAAAACUGUUGGAGAUUUAUUGGCUGACGUGCAAAGAAAGAAACAAGAUUUUCCAAAGGGAAAGUUAAGGCUCUUUUCAACUUCAUUUCUAGCAGAAUUCUCAUGUCAACAAGGGGAAAAUAAAUUCACUUUUUUAUAUGUAAUCCAGGCAUCAAAGGCAAAGUCUGUUCCCGGCAAUACAAUACAUGGACAUUUUAGUCCACCAUUAUCUCAAUGCAAUUUGAUAGAGAUUAAGAUAAUUGGAUUUUCCAAGUUAACAUCACUCUUUACCCUUUCCGUUGCUUCAUCACUAAAAUUGUUGGAAAUAUUGGAGGUCCACAAGUGUGAUGCACUAGAGCACAUAGUAACAGAUGAGGGGCAUUAUGGUAGUGAUCAUCUAAAUGUCAGCUCUAUCUUUCCCAACUUAAGGCAGGUUUAUGUUUGGGAAUGUAGCCACUUGGAGUAUAUAUUUCCAGAUUUUUAUUCAAGAGACUUGACUGAUUUGGAAGCUAUUAACAUCCGGAGUGUUGAAAAGAUGAAAUAUGUGUUUGGAAAAUGUCAUGCGGAUCAGAAUCAUAAUGUUCAAAUUGAACUCAAUUUCCCAGCUAUAAAAACUUUAUACCUUUAUGGUUUACCAAGUGUGGUUGGCAUUUGCGUUGAAAACUAUCAUGUAAAGGCACUACACGUAGAAGAUAUUAGUUUGAAACAUUGUCCACAACUUCCCAUAAAAUUUUUUAUAGAUUUCCUGGUUGGCGAGCAUAAAAGACAAGAUCUCUCAAGGAGAAAGGAGAAAGGAAAGGCUCUUUCCAACUUGCAAGAGUUGCCUGAGUCAGGAGACGUAUGUGUGGGACCUACAAACUAUCUGAGCUUUUGGAAUCUUUCCACGUUGAUAAUUAAAGGAUGCAAGCAAUUGAAAUUUAUAUUGUCUGCAUCUACCUCGAGAUGCCUACCAAGGUUGAGAAUGCUAGUGGUAUCAUUAUGUGAAGAGUUAGUGAGCAUCAUUGAGGAUGAAGAUAAUGAGCAGAAUGCUAUGGGUCUGCAUCAAGUAUGUUUCCCAGAGCUCAGUGUACUUCAAGUGAAGCAUUGCAAGAGUUUGAAAUGCCUAUUCUCUAUCUCCACAUAUGGUAAGCUUCCACGACUCUCGUUUUUGAGUAUAGAAGAUGCCCCAGAGCUUGUGCAAGUAUUUAGAUGGAACGAAGGUAUGCCACCAGACUUGGCCAUGAAGGAUGUUCUCCCAAAUCUAUUUUCAAUGCAACUGGUAAAUCUACCAACUCUUCAUGCUCAAGGAAUUGGCUUCCCAAUUGUGAAAAAUUGUCUUGUGCAUGAUUGUAACAAUAUCCCUUCAGCUAAUGCUAGUUCUUCUGAAUCAUGUAUUUCGAGUCAUGCUUUUGAGAGGCAUGAAGAAGAAUCAAAGGAAGCCCUUGAGAAAGACAGGACAAUGCUAGAACAGAACAGUUCGCCAAAUCUUGUAAAGAUUGAAGAGGUAUCGAAAGAGGGUUUUGAAAAAGACUCCACAGAUAGUUCAUUAAAUUUGACAGAGAUUGAAGAAACAGUGGGGGCAAGUGUUCUAAAAAGUCAAAAAUCAGAGGAAGUUGUAUUGGCAGAUGAAGCCAAGGAUUUAGAGCUAAGCAACGUACAUUCACCAUUUUCUAGUACGUUACAAAGUGAAUCUCCACAGGAAUUACGUGGAAAGGAAUCAGUGGCUGGUCAGCAAGCACUUGGAGAAAGUAGAAGCUCUAAUGAAGCUUCUCAAAGAGUUGAAGAACCUGCCAAUCAAUGUUCUUCUAAAGAAAUAUCACUCAAAAUGGCAUUGGCAAUUCCACCAUCUAUUAUUGGAAUGACCUCUCCACAGAAGCCUCAAAUAGCAACUUCAGCGACUCAAGUGGACUUAGGGUGCUCAAAGUCGGACUUGUUACAUAUUUCUGCUAUUAGUGAUCAAUCUGUGCAAAUUGAAGAAGAAGGAUCUGAAAAUAUUAUCAGAGAAGACUCAGCAAGGCUAGAACAUGCAAAUGCUUCACCAAAUUUGGAAAACAGUGAAGAAGCAUCAAAGAGGAUUGCUGAAAAGACUCCACUGCGCACAAACAGAGCAGUAAUUUGCCAAAUAUGACAAAGAAUAUGAAUGCAACAACAAAUGAAAUUGUUGAAGAACAACUUUCUAGUUCACAUACAGCGGCAACUUCCUCGUCUAAUUUAGAUAUGGAAGUUGAAGCUGUGAGAGAAGGCCUUUCAUCUGAGAAACAUGACACAAACAAGGAGAAAGUAGAGGCAAGUGUUCAAGAAAGUCCAAAAUUAGAAGAAGCUGUAAUGUCAAAUGAAGUCCAGGAUUCAAAACUCAAAACCAUACCUGCACCAUUUGCUAGUCAUUUACAAGUUGAAUCAGCACAAGAAACAAUGGAGGAGGCAAAUGUUCUAAAAGGUUAAAGAUCAGGGGAGGCUGUGGUGGCAGAUGAAGUCAUGGAUUCAAAUCUUAGCAACAUAUCCUCGCCAUUUCUAGUGCUUCACAAAUUGAAUCACCACAAGUCCCUUCAAUCUCUGCUCAUGGCAAGCCUCAAAUAGAAAUUUCAACUGCUCCCUUAGAACUAGAGUGCUCACAUUCAGACCUACCAGAUAUUUCAGCAAUUACUGAAUCGGCACAAGAUAAGACUUGGACUGAUGAAGA
Molecule: messenger RNA, 6521 nt
Organism: Prosopis cineraria
Lineage: Eukaryota; Viridiplantae; Streptophyta; Magnoliopsida; Fabales; Fabaceae
Exons: 18
Coding region: 291-5969 (1892 amino acids)
Molecular function (GO): ADP binding
Source: RefSeq, a predicted model, not a curated record